AUGAUCAUGAUGGGCGGCGGCGGCGGCGGCGGCGGCGGCGGCGGUGGCGGUGGCGGUUGCGGGCGAGAUGCGGGGCGUCGGGUGCAGCCGCAUCGUGGCUUGCCAACGGUUUUUGAGGCGUCUCAAAACUCGCCAGCGGCCGGUCGGCUGUUUGCUGCGUUGGUGAUCGCCCUGCUCUGCACCGCGCCGAUCGCGCCGUGCGUUGCGGCAGCGUCAGGCUGCCCACAGCUGGAGCAGGUGCAUGUGCGCGCGGGCGGGCAUGGGUCUGCAGCAUCAGGCUGCUGCGGCGACGCCGCCACUCCCUGUGGGACAUUGGAGCAGGCUCUCUCAAUGUUACCCCCAACAGGCGGGGCCCUGCUUCUCUCCCCAGGCUCCCACCGCCUCCCCACUGCUGGUCUCUCCCUCGGUGCCCGAUCCAUCUCUCUCCUCGCCGCUCUCCCCUCCCCCCUUCCCAACCCUCCUCCUCCUUCUUCUCCUCCUCCUCCCCUCGGUCCCUCUCCUCCUUCUGUCCCCGCCGCCCCAAUUAUUGACUGUGGAGGGGGGGCUUGCCUUUCGGCCGUCUGUGAUCCAGCCACUGCCGUGGUACCAUGUGGCAGCGCGCGAUUGGUCCUCGCAGGAAUCACUGUGCGGAACGGCCGGGCAGGUGCGCCACGUGGCGGCUGCCUAUCUGUCGAGAACCAGCCCGUCCACGUCAGCAACGCGUCCUUCACCGGCUGCUCUGCGGCCAGUCACGGCGGGGCGAUCUCGGUCCUCAACGCGCCACGUGUCACGCUCUCGCGCGUCCACGUCAGCGCCUCAUCCGUCUCAACUCCUGCAGGAGGCGGCGGGGGUGUGGCGUUACGAAACGUGACUAUAGCGAGCGUGUCAGAAUGCUGGUUCGAGGGGUGUACGGCGAAGGCGGGUAUCGGGGGAGGUGUUUACUGCGAAGCCAGUGGGGUGGAGGUGCGGGGAGGGGGAUUCUCGCUCUGCUCGGCUGAUGCGAAUGGAGGGGGGCUGGCGACUAGCGGGUGCUCUGGGCGCAUUGAUGGCGUCAGCUUUUCUGAAAAUACGGUGGGUGGGGAUGGGUGGGGAUGGAUGGGUGGGGAUGGAUGGGUGGGGAUGGAUGGGUGGGGAUGGAUGGGUGGGGAUGGAUGGGUGGGGAUGGAUGGGUGGGGAUGGGUGGGUGGGGAUGGAUGGGUGGGGAUGGAUGGGUGGGGAUGGGUGGGUGGGGAUGGAUGGGUGGGGAUGGAUGGGUGGGGAUGGGUGGGUGGGGAUGGAUGGGUGGGGAUGGGUGGGUGGGGAUGGAUGGGGGAUGGGGGAUGGAUGGGUGGGGAUGGAUGGGUGGGGAUGGAUGGGUGGGGAUGGAUGGGUGGGGAUGGAUGGGUGGGGAUGGAUGGGUGGGGAUGGAUGGGUGGGGAUGGAUGGGUGGGGAUGGGUGGGUGGGGAUGGAUGGGUGGGGAUGGAUGGGUGGGGAUGGGUGGGUGGGGAUGGAUGGGUGGGGAUGGAUGGGUGGGGAUGGAUGGGUGGGGAUGGAUGGGCGGGGAUGGAUGGGCGGGGAUGGAUGGGUGGGGAUGGGUGGGUGGGGAUGGAUGGGCGGGGAUGGGUGGGUGGGGAUGGAUGGGCGGGGAUGGAUGGGCGGGGAUGGAUGGGUGGGGAUGGAUGGGUGGGGAUGGAUGGGCGGGGAUGGAUGGGCGGGGAUGGAUGGGUGGGGAUGGGUGGGUGGGGAUGGAUGGGUGGGGAUGGGUGGGUGGGGAUGGAUGGGCGGGGAUGGAUGGGCGGGGAUGGGUGGGUGGGGAUGGAUGGGCGGGGAUGGAUGGGCGGGGAUGGAUGGGCGGGGAUGGAUGGGUGGGGAUGGAUGGGUGGGGAUGGAUGGGUGGGGAUGGAUGGGUGGGGAUGGAUGGGCGGGGAUGGAUGGGCGGGGAUGGAUGGGCGGGGAUGGAUGGGUGGGGAUGGAUGGGUGGGGAUGGAUGGGUGGGGAUGGGUGGGCGGGGAUGGAUGGGCGGGGAUGGAUGGGCGGGGAUGGAUGGGUGGGGAUGGAUGGGCGGGGAUGGAUGGGCGGGGAUGGAUGGGCGGGGAUGGAUGGGUGGGGAUGGAUGGGUGGGGAUGGAUGGGUGGGGAUGGAUGGGUGGGGAUGGAUGGGUGGGGAUGGAUGGGUGGGGAUGGAUGGGUGGGGAUGGAUGGGCGGGGAUGGAUGGGUGGGGAUGGAUGGGUGGGGAUGGAUGGGUGGGGAUGGAUGGGUGGGGAUGGAUGGGUGGGGAUGGAUGGGCGGGGAUGGAUGGGCGGGGAUGGAUGGGCGGGGAUGGGUGGGUGGGGAUGGAUGGGCGGGGAUGGAUGGGCGGGGAUGGAUGGGCGGGGAUGGAUGGGCGGGGAUGGAUGGGCGGGGAUGGAUGGGCGGGGAUGGAUGGGCGGGGAUGGAUGGGCGGGGAUGGAUGGGCGGGGAUGGAUGGGCGGGGAUGGAUGGGCGGGGAUGGAUGGGCGGGGAUGGAUGGGCGGGGAUGGAUGGGCGGGGAUGGAUGGGUGGGGAUGGGUGGGUGGGGAUGGAUGGGCGGGGAUGGAUGGGCGGGGAUGGAUGGGCGGGGAUGGAUGGGCGGGGAUGGAUGGGCGGGGAUGGAUGGGCGGGGAUGGGUGGGUGGGGAUGGAUGGGUGGGGAUGGAUGGGUGGGGAUGGAUGGGCGGGGAUGGAUGGGCGGGGAUGGGUGGGUGGGGAUGGAUGGGUGGGAUGGAUGGGUGGGGAUGGAUGGGUGGGGAUGGAUGGGUGGGGAUGGAUGGGUGGGGAUGGAUGGGUGGGGAUGGGUGGGUGGGGAUGGAUGGGCGGGGAUGGAUGGGCGGGGAUGGAUGGGCGGGGAUGGAUGGGCGGGGAUGGAUGGGCGGGGAUGGAUGGGCGGGGAUGGGUGGGUGGGGAUGGAUGGGUGGGGAUGGAUGGGUGGGGAUGGAUGGGUGGGGAUGGGUGGGUGGGGAUGGAUGGGCGGGGAUGGAUGGGCGGGGAUGGAUGGGCGGGGAUGGAUGGGUGGGGAUGGAUGGGUGGGGAUGGGUGGGUGGGGAUGGAUGGGUGGGGAUGGAUGGGUGGGGAUGGAUGGGUGGGGAUGGAUGGGUGGGGGGGAAGGAUGGGUGGGGAUGGAUGGGUGGGGAUGGGUGGGGGGGAAGGAUGGGUGGGGAUGGAUGGGUGGGGAUGGAUGGGUGGGGAUGGAUGGGUGGGGAUGGAUGGUGGGGAUGGAUGGGUGGGGAUGGAUGGGUGGGGAUGGAUGGGUGGGGAUGGAUGGGUGGGGAUGGAUGGGUGGGGAUGGGUGGGUGGGGAUGGAUGGGUGGGGAUGGAUGGGUGGGGAUGGGUGGGUGGGGAUGGAUGGUCCCCCCCUCUCCAACUCCCUCCCUCCCUCCCUCCCUCCCUCCCUCCCUCCCUCCCUCCCUCCCUCCCUCCCUCCCUCCCUCCCUCCCUCCCUCCCUCCCUCCCUCCCUCCCUCCCUCCCUCGCUCCCUCCCUCUCUCUCACCCUCCCACCCUUCCUUUCUCUCCACCCCCAUCAGGCCACCAUCGGGGGCUGUAUGGCUGACACCUCAUCCCCCUCCCUCGCCGUUUCCCGCUGCUCCUUCCGCUCCUGCCUUGCCGCCAACCCACUAGCCGACCCCUACGCAACCUACAUGCGUGGCGCCGCCAUUCACGCCAACCACACAACCGCCCUCUCCGUCUCCCUCUCCUCCUUCCUCAACGGCUCUGGCUCCAUGGGAGGUGCGGGGAUCAUGGCUUUAAGAGUCGCCAACCUCACGGUUACCGCCUGCGCCUUUCGCGGUAACCAUGCGUCGGUCCCAAACGGCGGCGGAGGGGCGGCACUCGAAGGGCAGGACAGCAACGUAACCGUCCGGCACUCGCAGUUUCUCAACAACCUUUCCGAAUCCCCCAUGAUGGCCUUUGGAGGCGCGGUUUACCUCAUAGACUGCCCGAGUCUCUUCUCCAACUGCUCGUUUGUCGGGAACGAGGCGAGGCACAGCACGGAUGCGGCGACAGGUCAGGGAGGGGCGCUGCUGCAUUCGUGGGGGAUGAUAAAGGACCCGGCGUGGAUAGAGGUGGAGGACUGUUUGUUUGAGGGGAAUACUGCGCUGUUCGCAGGCGGGGCGAGCUUUGAGAGCGGGGCGAUUGUUCGGCGGACGAAGUUCCUCCGCAACUCGGCGUCUUUCCGCCUCGCCGGUGCUGCGAUGUUCAUACGUGAGGCAACCAUUGAAGACUGCGAGUUCAGUCAUAACACAGUGCUGCACAGCGGAGGGGCGAUUGCCGCUGGGGGCGUGGGCUUGACAAACAUCACCCGCACCACCUUUCUCAACAACACUGCUCUCUCAGCAGAGGGCGGGGCGAUCGUUGUGCAAGAGGGCACUGGAGGCACUGUGCUAGUGUCCCACUCGCUCUUUCUCAACAACACUGCUCUGCUCUCGAAAGGCGGAGCCAUCGCGUUCGCGGGCAACAUACUCGCUAUAGACAACUCCACUUUCGUUAACAACUCCGCUCUGGUGAAGGGUGGAGCGAUAUCAGUUGAAGGCGCCUCAGCAGCAGCAGCCAACGGCACCCUCUACCCUGUCACUGUCGCCCACUCGCACUUCCUCUCCAAUCGGGCCGAUCUGGGCGGAGGAGCAAUCUCCCUCUCCUCCCAAGCAGCACUCAGCGCACUCUACUGCUCCCUCCUCCACGGCCGCUCCGGCAGCGGCGGCGCCGUUCUGAUCGAGGACUUUGGACGGCUGAGAUUGCACCGCAGCGAGUGCGCCUGGAACCAGGCGCCGUCCGGGGGAGGCUGCAUCUCCUUGGGGGACUUCUCCACCGCUACAGUCACGUCGUCUAACAUCACGGGCAACAACGGCGGGAACGAGGGCGGAGCGCUGCGCAUGACGGGACAAACGGUCCUCUCGCUCUCCUCGUCUCUCCUCUCUAACAACUCCGCUCUAGACGGAGGGGCCCUGUGGGCGGAAAUGAACGCCCAGGUUCAGGUCUCCGGUUCGAAUCUUACCGGAAACACAGCGAAAGUGCAAGGCGGCGGGGUGUAUGCUAUCCACAAAUCCAACCUCUCUAUUUCCGACUCUCAGUUUGUGGCGAACCGGGCUUUGGUGGGCGGUGGAUUGCUAGCGGAAGGAGAGGUGGUGGUUUCAGUGACCGGGAAAUCGGGAUUCGAGCGGAAUGAGCAACACGGUGUGGUGCUGAUGGGGCAGACCAAGGCGAGGUUUCAAGACACGGGGUUUAGAGGGAACGGUGCGGGAGGGUCGAGGGACGGAGGGGCGGUUCAGGUGUCGGAUGUGGCUGUGGUGGUGCUGGUGGGAGGGGUGGUCAUGGAGAGGAAUUGGGCGAGAAGAGGCGGGGCGGUUUUUGCUGAUGCUGACAGCAGCCUGACUCUGUCGGAUGAUUUGUUGGGAGGUGCAGCAGCAGGGGGAGCAGUAGGAGGAGCAGCAGGGGCAGGAGCAGCAGGAGGAGGAGUGAAAAGAGCAGCAGGGGAAGGUUUAGCGGGAGGCGCGGAGGCAGCAGGGCCAUCCUCGUUACAAGCCCGGCUGCGGCCGCGGCUUAUAAGAAACCGCGCAGAACACCAGGGAGCAGGGAUUUUCGCAGGAGGCAACGCCACCAUAACCAUCGCAGGCGCCACAUUCACCAACAACAAGGCCGGCGAAUCGGGAGCAGGAAUGGCCGUUCUAGAACAGGCUCACGGCACCCUCACGGCGUGUGCUUUCAAGAGGAAUGUGGGCGGUGGGGAGGGUGCAGGGGUGUAUAUCAACCGGGGGGGAGCAGCGGGUGGGGAGGUGGGGGACGCUGGGGUUGGGUCGGUGGCUGUGAGUGAGUUUCUGCCCCCUGGGUCUGGGUCGGUGGACGGGACCAUCCAUGCGCUCGCCGUGCCUCCGCUGCCACCGCACCGACCCCAGGGACACCUUGGGCUCUCCUCCAACUUCCUUCAUGAUGUGGAUGAGGGGGGACAUGGCCAACCCCGUCCCAGGGCUGCACGUCACUCUGCUCGAUGCUGCUUCUUCACCCCUCUCUACUCCUCUCCACCGCUCUCCACCCCUCUCCUGUGUGCUGUGCGCUGUGCCUUCACCAGGUGGGAGGGCAGUGGCGAGCGGGACCCGGGGGGAGAAACACGGUACAGGGUGUGGGGGGACAUGGCCAACCCCGUCUCAGGGCUGCACGUCACGCUGCUCGACGCCGCCGGCCUCUUGGCGUCCAGUGAUGACUCGGUGCUGGUGGAGGUGGUGCCAAGCCCCUUCAUUGCGGGUGAGCUCAGAGCAACAGCAGUGGGCGGCACUGUCACUGUGCCGCCCAUCACCAUCGUCCAACUCCCACCCUCCCUCACUCCCUCCCUCACUCCUGCUCUUCCUACCGCUGACCCCACCGAUACCUCAACUGGCAACCCUACUGCUGCUUCUACUGGUGGCGAUCCCAUCGCUGCUGCUUCUUCUGCUGCUCCCACUGAUGCUCCCGGCGCGACAGCUGGCGUGCUGUCAUUGGCCGUGGCCGUCAGCAGCCCGCUGAACGCCCUGAUGAGAUGCACCAUCUGUCCCAUCGGCAGCUACUGCGGGCCUGGCAGGGGCGCGCAGCACUGCCCAGAUGGCACCUUCUCCUUCCGCCCAGGUGCCACCUCCCCCACUGACUGCCUCCCCUGUCCCAACACCACCAACGCCCGCACCCACCUCCCCGCUAUGACCUGCGCCGACGGCGUUGCUGACGUGGCGGCGGGGUACUGGCUGGAUCCGGGGAGUGUGGCGAACGGGCAGGUGGUGGUGUAUUCGUGUGAUGUUCUCAACGGGUGCCCCGGGUUCCAAGCUUCUACCCUCCAAAAUGGAAGCGAUUCUCAGCUUUACCCGAAUCCGGAUUCGGGCUCGGCGCAAGGCGGGGGUGUGGCGGCGGCGGUGUGCGGCGGAGGGGAGGGGGAGCAGUCGCGGUGCGGAGGGGUUGAGGGGGGUGUUGGGGAGUACGGGCAGUGCGGGGAGGGGUACGCCCAAGUGCGGCUGUGCUCUGAGUGGGCGCGCCAGCAGUGUGGGGAGGGGUAUGCCCAGGUGCGGCUGUGCUCUGAGUGUGCUUCCAGCUUCUACUCUCUGCUCAUGGAGUGCCACUCCUGCACCGCCACUCUCACCAAUCUCUUCCCACUCUUCCUCACGCUGAUUCUGCUCGCCUGGGCGGCCAUGGCACUGCUCUCCUCCGCCUCCGCCUUCCACGCUGCAGCCAUCCUCUUCCCACUCUUCCUCACGCCGAUUCUGCUCGCCUGGGCGGCCAUGGCACUGCUCUCCUCCGCCUCCGCCUUCCACGCUGCAGCCAUCGUCCUCACAGACCUGCACCUGCUCGCACUCAUUGCCUCUGCCCCCUCCCCUCCCACCCCCUACCACACAGCUCUUUCCACUCUUCCUCACGCUGAUUCUGCUCGCCUGGGCGGCCAUGGCACUGCUCUCCUCCGCCUCCGCCUUCCACGCUGCAGCCAUCGUCCUCACAGACCUGCACCUGCUCGCACUCAUUGCCUCUGCCCCCUCCCCCCCCCACCCCCUACCACACAGCUCUUCCCACUCUUCCUCACGCUGAUUCUGCUCGCCUGGGCGGCCAUGGCACUACUCUCAUCCGCCUUCCACGCACCACCCAUCCUCUUCCCGCUCUUCCUUAUUCUGAUCCUCCUAGCGUGGGCGGCCAUGGCACUACUCUCAUCCGCCUUCCACUCUGCAGCCAUCUUCCUCACGGACCUGCAGCUGCUCUCACUCAUUGCAUCCUACACCGUACCGCUCCCCACCUGGCUCAACCCCUUCAUUCAGCUCUUCCAGCUCUCACUCUUCAUCCCCGACCUGAUUGCACCUGCUUGCACCACACCCUUCGGCUACGAGCAGGAAUGGGCAGUCACCAUGCUCGUACCCCUUAUAGGCCUCCUCGUUUACGUCGCAAUUUUUGCCCUGCGCAAGCUCUACCUGUUUGUUUUCCGUAGCAAAAGCACCUCUACCGCUGCAGUUACCACCUCCACUUCCCCUCCUCCUCCUCCUCCUGCUGCUGCUGCUGCUGCUGCUGCUGCUCCCGCUGCUACUGCUAUUACCAGCAACAUAGGAGCAGAAGACACUGCUUCCCCCAACCACCCUCCAUCCCACCACACCCACUCUGACCCCUUUAAUUACACCCUAUUUCACGGGGUAACCAGCUGGUUAGACCUCUGCUACGCGCCAGUCAUUUACCGCUGCCUGCAAGCCCUCCACCCGUACUUCUACGGGAUACAGACGCUCGCCGCCGCCCCGACUAUCGUCUGGUUCUCCGCCGCCCACAACACCAUGUUUGCUUUGUCUGUAGUGGUGUUGAUGUUAUAUGGGGGGGGGUUACCUGUGGGGCAUGCCAUGGUGUUAUGGUGUGGGAGAGGGGGAUGGGGGCGGGAGCGGGGAGGAGAGGUGGGGAAAGGGGAGGGGAGGGGAGAGGAUGGAAGGAGACGGAGGCAGAAGGGAGAGGAGGGGAGGAGGGGGCUGUGGGAUGUGCAUGCAUACAAGAGGAGGUGGGGAUGGAUGGUGAACCGAUACGACGAUCACUAUUACUGGUGGCACCUCACGUGCUACACGCGGCGGCUGUUCAUAGCCUCCCUGGCAGUCUUCCCCUGCACGUCCCCCGAGACACAGCUCUCUGUCACGCUCCCUCUGCAAGCCAUCCACAUCGGCCUCCACUUCGCCGCCUCCCCGCACUCCUCGCUCUCCCUCGACCUCCUCUCCUCCCUCCUCGCUCUCUCUGAGCUUCUCUUUACGGUUGCUCUCACGGGGAAGAGCUAUGUGGUUGUGCCGGCGGCCGCUACGGGGCUGUUUGUGUGCGCGCUCGUGCUGCUGCUCGUGCCUGCGGCGUUGGUGUUGUUAUAUGAGAUGGUGAAUGGCACGGCGUGGACCCACCACCUGGCCAAGUCCCAGCUCUACGCCGUGCUCUCCCAAGCUCUCCUCGGUGCUGCUGUGGGCGACGUCACCGUCGCCCGCAUGCCCGCAGGGAAAAGCGACGCCCAGGUCCUGAGCUCUAGGAUUGCUAGCCACCACCACCAGCAGCAGCAGUCAAGUCAGCAGGAGCAUUCAACCCAGCAGCAGCAGCAGUUGUUGGGAGUGGCAGUGGGUGGUGGUAUGCCUGGCCUGGCAGGGAUGGCAGCAGGAAUGGAGCGGGGGGGCGUGGGGUCCACGAGCGGGCGUCGCAGCAACAUCAGUGUUCUUGUGCGGAGCCUGUCAAAGCGAGAGGGCAUUGCGGGUGGCUCUGCUACUGACCUUCUCUCCUCCAUGUCCCGGAGCAGUUCCCGCCACGAGGUGUAUUUUGAGGCGCCUCACUCCUCCAUGUCCCGGAGCAGUUCCCGCCACGAACUGCCCGGAGCAGGAGCAGGAGGGGGAGGAGGAGGAGGUGUGUCCCGUAGCAGUUCCCGCCACGAACUGCCCGGAGCAGGAGCAGGAGGGGGAGGAGGAGGAGGUGUGUCCCGGAGCGCUGACCUUCUCUCCUUUUCCAUGUCCCGUAGCAGUUCCCGCCACGAACUGCCCGGAGCAGGAGCAACAGCAGCAGCAGCAGCAGCAGCAGCAGGAGCAGCAGGAGUGACAGCAGGAGUGACAGCAGGAGCGGCAGGUGUGGGAACAACAGGCAUAGCCGAAGCUGCAGGGGGGGCUAUGAUUAUCGGCAGCAGGGGUGGGUCGAUUGUGAGGAGCGGGUCCAGCUCACAGGACGUACCACCACCUGCAGCAGCAGAGGCAUCAGCAUGGGCGUCAGCCAUAGGCGCGUACAGCCUCGCUAGAAGCAGCUCCCGCCGCGAAAUCGUCCCCGACUCGCCGCGCGCCCCUGUUUCCAUGGGAAACCCGGGCCUGUUUUCUCGAAGCAGCUCGCGCCGCGAGAUCGUCCCCGACUCACCCCGGCCUGUAGCAGGGGGACUAGGAGCGGUGCUAGCAGCAGGAGUACCGGGAACGCCUGUGACCCGGCCCGGGAUAUCUCGCAGAGAGAUCGUACCCGACUCACCUCUGACCUUCUCCAGGAGUGCUUCUCGCCGCGCUGCUCCCGCAGACUCCCCUGCUUCUUCCGGCCUCUCCCCCUCCCCUUCUGCUGCCGCCUUGACCGGCUUGCCUGGCCCUGGCAGCCUGGGCGGCUUUUCCUUGUCCCGUAGCGGCUCCCGCCGUGACCUCUCAGGAGAAUUCUCAGGUGUUUUGCCGGUCGUGCGGCAGUCCAUGUCGCGAAGCUCGUCGCGGCGGGAGAUCGUGGCGGAGAUCGAAGGGGAGCUGGCAGCGGCGGGGCUACCAGGGUCGCUUUCCCGCUCCCUCUCCCGGUCGCUGUCUAGGAGUUCCGGCCCGCAUACUCCCACCAGCACAGCACCCAAUGAUACCAGCAGCGGUGCGCUGUGUAAUGCAGCACCGCACAGCACACCACCGCAGAGCACACCACCGCACAGCACAGCACCACAGAGCACACCACCGAACGGCACUCCACCGUCAUUCCCUGUAGGCUCAUCGCCACAGCCAGAGUCGGCACUAGGAGAAGCAGCAGCAGCUGCUGCAAGCACAGAACGAAUAGCAGCACCAGAAACUGCAGCAGCAGCAUCAGCAGCACAAGGAGGAGGAAGCGUAGGAGCAGGAGGAGCAGCAGCGGGAGGAGCAGGAGGAGGAGCAAGGGGAGGAGCAGGGAGCAGGGGAGGGGGAGGGGACGCGGAGUACCUAGAGGCGCGGCUGAGUGUUGCGGAGCUGACGCUCACGUUUCAGCGCCACCUGGCUAUUCUGGUGCGCGUGGAGGCACACCGCAGGGAGGACUCGCUCAGGCUUCUGCUGCGAUCGGAUGCCGUGCAGGACAUCAUUGCUUGGCUGACCUCUCCGCACUGUAAUGUGGAGGAUCAGCGGCUUGUGUUGGAGUUGGUCAGAUUGAUGAGGGAGGCAGCAGAAGCAGAAGCAGGAGGGCUGCAGUGGUACAAGGGGUUCCUUUGCUUCUUCCGCACACUAAGAAUAGGCAGGCAAUCCGGUGCGCAUAGUCCCCGGCCCCGCGCGCUUCCGCGGUCAGGAAGCGACGGCUUGCCAGAGCAGGUGUCCCGCGGCGCGCACGGGAUUCACGGGGUUUAUGGCGGUCACGGGGAUCGCCAUUCACAGCAGCAGCAGCGGCGCCUGGUGCCGGAGUUGAAUCGGCCCGGGACGGCGGGCGAGGCGAUGCCCCGCUCGUUCUCCUCCACGGACGCUGCUGACGUUGCAGCGGCGCGCGGCACUCCCGGGGAGUUCUCGAUGGACAUCCCGAACGUGCGACGGGCGAAUGCCGCGAGGCCCGCUGGCGGGUCGGAGGAGAUGCGCGCAGACGGUAACGGAGAGAUAACGGUUUCUGGUUACACGCCAUCCCAAGUCCGAUUUACGUCGGAAUACCCCCGCGCUCCCCCCAGCGUGAGCAGCAUUUGUUCGGAAUCCGACCACGCGCGGGUGCUCGUCUCCGCGCUCAUGGACGGGUCGAACGCGGAGAAGCGCGCGGCGCUGGCGGCGCUGCUAGAGCUGGCGGAAACGGAUGAGGGGAAGCUUAGCGUGGCCGCAGCGGGCGCGGUUCCGGUGCUGUCUGUCCUCCUCACUCUCCCCGACAGUCCCGGGGAGCCGACGAAACUAGCCGCCGCGCGCGUGCUGCUGCGCCUCGCGUGCUUAGACGAGAACCGAGUUGUGAUCGCUAAAGCGGGGUGCGUGCCGUCGUUUGUGUCGCUCCUGCGCACCGGGGGUGCAGAGGCGAGAGCGGUCGCGGCGCGGGUGCUGUGGAACUUAGCGGUGAACACGGAGAAUAAGGUUAUAAUUGCCGCGUCAGAGGCUGUCCCGUCGUUAGUCGCAAUUAUCCAAUCGGAUUCUGAGAGUGAAGCGAAGCAGGAGGCUGCAGAGGCUCUAGCGCAGCUCACGGCCAACAAUGUUAGGAAUCAGACGGCUGUAGCGGAAGCAGGGGGUGUCCCAGCUCUCGUGACUAUGCUGAAAGAAGGCUCGCCUCCCGAGCAGGAGAAAGCGGCGCUCGCUUUAGGCACACUCGCUGUGAAUCACGACGAGAACAAGCUGACUGUAGCGGGAGCAGGCGCGUGUCCCCUCCUCCUAGACCUGCUGUGUCAGAACGAUAAUCCCGAGGCGUCAAAGAAUGCCGCGUGGGCCCUCUACGUCCUGUCCUCUAACAAGGUAUCCGCGACUUACAUCCUCGCUAGUGGCGGACUCGUUGCAGUGAAAAGAGUGCAAGACGAAGGCCCGCCGGAGUCCCUGUACUGGGCUUCGCAUAUCUUGUCUCUUUUGGACCCGUCCUCUGGGCCUCCUGAGAAGCACCCAGCGCAUCGGCUGUCAGGGUUUGGGCCAGCGAAGGGGGGCAGAGAUGAUGAGGAGACUGCGACGCAUCAGCUGUCGGGGUUUGGGCUGGCGAAAGGGGGCAGGGAGGAGGAGGAGAUCAUGAUGAGUCAGCGGACGGAGGAGUGGCGGGCAACAAGGGAGAAAAUCGUGAAGGGGUGGUAG
Molecule: messenger RNA, 12390 nt
Organism: Closterium sp. Naga37s-1
Lineage: Eukaryota; Viridiplantae; Streptophyta; Zygnematophyceae; Desmidiales; Closteriaceae
Source: the annotation of a GenBank genome assembly